Molecule: messenger RNA, 1144 nt
Organism: Morus notabilis
Lineage: Eukaryota; Viridiplantae; Streptophyta; Magnoliopsida; Rosales; Moraceae
Product: mini-ribonuclease 3
Exons: 7
Coding region: 108-824 (238 amino acids)
Biological process (GO): RNA processing
Molecular function (GO): ribonuclease III activity
Source: RefSeq, a predicted model, not a curated record
UUAGUUCUCAGAAACGGGAGUGUCUGAGAGAAUCAACUAUCAAUCAGUUGGUAAAGUUUCUAACCCCCCCCCAAAAAAAAAAAAAACAGUUGGAAAAGUAAGUGGAGAUGCAAACAUUAUCAUCUUUGACAUCUUGUCCACUGAGUUUAAGAGUGAGAGCUUCUUGGGAUACUCAACAGAUGGUUCCUUACAAUCCCAACGCCCCCAGAAAGCCGCCCAAGAAAACCCCUCCUCCGCCACCACCAACUAUCACCUUAACUGCCUCAACCGCCCGCAUGAUCGAUUCCAUUUCUCAACUUCUCAAACGCCACCCUCCAGGGGAAGUGGAAAAAAUGGAUGAUACCUAUUUGGGCUUUGACCGAUGGUUGCCUAGUCCACCUAAAGUACAAAAGCCUCGAUCCAUGUUCAAUGCAGCGGCAUUGGCAUAUCUUGGUGAUUGCAUUUACGAACUAUAUGCCCGCAGGCACUUCUUGUUCCCUCCCUUGAGUAUUGAAGAAUACAAUGUUCGUGUCACGGCAGUCGUAUGUUGUGAAGCACAAGAUGCUUUGCUCCAGAAACUUAUAAGUGAUAAUUACUUAUCAGAACAAGAAAGGAAUAUUCUUCGGUGGGGAAAGAAUAUUGGCUCGGCUAAAACACGAACAAAAAAGCGUGCUGGUACAGCAGUUUACAAUAGAGCGUCUUCACUGGAAACAUUAAUCGGUUAUCUCUACCUGACAAACAUGAAGCGUUUGGAAGAGAUCAUGGUAAAGAUCGGAUUCUCAACAGACUCCUCAAUGCAGCUGAUUUUGGAGGAAGUUAACGGCAAAAGAACAAUAGUCCCUUAAGAUGGCACUGAGCUAAGACUUUCAUAAGGUAUAGGUCAAGCCUUUUGUUUCCUCUCCUGGUGUAAGUGUUCUAAGUAGUUCUAAGUUAUUUACUUGUGUAUCUUUUAGUUUAUACAAAAUAUAUUAAAGAAAAUUUCAAGCCCACUACACCUCUCACGUGCUCUUAGCAAUUGUUUUGUUUCACUUGCAAAGCCGAGGCCCUCGCAUGACGUAUAGUGUCUCAGUUGCUUAAUACAAGGCUUAUGCCUGCUUUCAUCAUGUAAUGUGAGGAUCGCAUGUUAUGGUAUAUAAAACUUAUAUCUAAUCCCAACUUUUCUAUA